CUGCGAGAACCAUGAGAGGUCUCACCAUCAUCUAUAGACACUGGUUCUUUCCCCUGUGCAUUGCACUUCUUAUAAAUGAAGCCUUGGUGCAGUGCGUCCAUAUGGUUCAUGCUGUUGCAGGACAAACCGUGAUCUUGCCAUGUUAUACACAGGCUAUAUCGAGCGCGUAUUGGCGAUACAAUGACAGCCGGACGGUUUGUGACAUAGUCAAAGGCAAAGUGUAUUUUGAUGAGCAGCACUCGGUGUACAAGGAUAAAGUUGAUUAUUUUCCAGAAGAGUUACGAAAAGGAAAUUUCUCAAUUAAACUGUUGGACGUGAACUCGGCCCAUCAAGGAAUAUACACCUGCAACUUUCCUAACACGCUUAUUCCAGAGAUAACAUACCUCAUCGUUAAAGAAGUCCGACCAAGAGUGCAGAAAGCGGUUUUUUACAGCGGAGACACUAGGCUACAUGCCCACAUUUUCUUGCUUUUCUCUGGGGUUCUGUUGGGACUUUACUCCAUAUGACAUUCUGUCGGUUUAAGUAGCCGUAUUUUCCUUGGCUCUCAAAGAUGCAGUUAACACUGAAUGAAUUUUUUACAAUAAAUAUUUAUUCUUGUA
Messenger RNA from Tachysurus vachellii, 599 nucleotides. RefSeq names its product CD276 antigen homolog. The transcript has 4 exons. NCBI's taxonomy places the organism in Eukaryota, Metazoa, Chordata, Actinopteri, Siluriformes, Bagridae. Gene Ontology annotation, cellular component: external side of plasma membrane. The record is from RefSeq and is a predicted model, not a curated record. Gene Ontology annotation, biological process: cell surface receptor signaling pathway; positive regulation of T cell proliferation; cellular response to lipopolysaccharide. Bases 12 to 506 code for a protein of 164 amino acids.